This is a messenger RNA of Trichoderma citrinoviride, 1116 nucleotides long. RefSeq lists its product as hypothetical. The record is from RefSeq and is a predicted model, not a curated record. The transcript has a single exon. The coding region runs from base 1 to 1116 and encodes 371 amino acids. NCBI's taxonomy places the organism in Eukaryota, Fungi, Ascomycota, Sordariomycetes, Hypocreales, Hypocreaceae.
AUGGAAGAGCGCCGCCAGCGCGCCAUCACCAACCGCCAGCAGUUCGAGCCGCAGAUCCACGAGCAGAUCCACCGCCUCUUCCAGGACUACGAGGCGCCCCUCUACGCGCGCCUCCGCGGCUUCGGCCGCGCCCAGACGCUGGCCCUCGCCGAGUCCACCGUCCUGUCCCUCGCCGCCGUCAACAACCGGCCCUUUGCCGACUCGGAGACGCAGGCCCUCACCGAGCACUUCCUCUCCAGCGUGCACAACCUGCUGGCCUGGAAGUGGGCCAUGACCGGCUUCGCCGCGUACCUGGCGUAUCGCGGCCGCAGGACCUGGCGCUUCCCCUUCUUCACGCCCGAGUUCAAGCGCUUCAGCCCCAUUGGCGGCACGCCCGGCGUCAAGUUCAUGUGGCAUAGCGCCCGCUUCGCCGCCUACUACGGCACGAUCUGGGUUCUCGGCGAGCCCGUUUUCCAGGGCGCAAACUUCAUGCGGCAGCGCGCGGCCAUGGAGCAGGAUCCUAGGCUGCGGUCGCUGUUGCAUGACGGCAAGUCUCAGGGCGCAACGCUGUUUGGAGGAGGAGGAGGAGGAGGCAGUCAGGAGAACCGCGAGCAGACCAGCGACGCUUGGGAGUCGGAGGCGCAGCAGGAGAGCGCGAGCCAGUACAGGGAGCUUGGGCAACAAAGCCAGAGCACUCCGGCACAGUCCUCCUGGGCCUCAUGGCGCAGCCCCACGGCAUCAUCAUCAUCACAGCCCUCACAGCCCUCGGCUUCAUGGGAUGCUCCUGUAGGAGACGACUUUGACGACGCCUCCCCCCUCGCCCCCUCCGCAAGAAGCACCUCAGAUUCAUCAUCAGGCAGCGCAGGCUCGGCGUGGGACCGCAUCCGCCAACAGGCGCAAUUCCAGCCCCCUUCCCAGCAGGGCCGGCAGACGUGGGAGAAGCCCCAGUCCGGAGGCGGAUGGGCUGCGGAAGCUGAUUCUGGCAUGCAAAGCGGCUCUCGCGACAGCUACUCUUUUUCCAGGGCUGAUGAGGAGAAGAGUCUUGCGAAGGAGCAGGCGCAGCGCGAGUUUGAUCGGUUGUUGGAGCGGGAGAGGGCUGGCGCUGACCAGGAGAAGAGGCCGUGGGGUGGGAGAUGA